AUGUUCCCGUCUGACAAGUCAGGACGACGUGCACGGCCGUUUACGGAGGCAACAGAAACACGGGGCAGAGGUGCAUUUGACAGACGGAGGCCCCGUCCGAGGUUGCCCGCCUGCAGCGACGACGCGAUUAGCAGCGGCCGCGGGAAUGUGGCGAGACAGGUCCAGGUUGCCCGAAGAGCGUUGGCGACGCCCUCGGCUGCUCCAGAAAGCAGCCAAGCGCCACCGCCCCCACCUCCAUCCCCGCCAAAAGCUUCCAGGUGGCGCAGGUUCCUCCAGGGCGCCGGGAGCGUCACUAUCGUGUCCGUGCUCUCGACCGGCGGCCUGUUUUACUACGUCACCCAGAAGGAGCGCAAUCCGGGCCCUCAGCUGCCCUUUGAUCCCUCGAAGAAGACGGUCGUCGUGCUCGGCAGUGGGUGGGCCUCGGCGAGCUUCUUGAAAAACUUGGACACGGCAAACUACAACGUCAUUGUCGUCAGCCCACGUAAUUUCUUCCUCUUCACUCCCCUUUUGCCGAGCGUGGCCGUCGGCACAUUGUCACCCAAUUCUAUUUUACAACCUAUUCGUUAUCUGACCCGUCACAAGGAGCGACAGGUCACCGUCAUUGAAGCAGAGGCAAAAUCCGUCGACCCUGUUGCGAAAACCGUGACCUUUGCUGAUGAAACAGAGAUUCAAGGAGAGGUGUUCUCAAACACAUUAAAGUAUGACUACCUUAUCUACGGUGUCGGCGCGGAAACACAGACCUUCGGUAUUCCCGGUGUCAAGGAGAACGCCGUAUUCAUGAAGGAGAUCCAGGAUGCUGACCGGAUGAAGCGUCGUUUCAUGGACUGCAUCGAAUCGGCGGGAUUCCCUGGGCAGAGCGAUGCUGAAAUAGAUCGCCUGCUGCACAUGGUGGUCGUGGGUGGUGGUCCCACCGGCGUUGAAGUCAGCGGUGAACUGCAUGACUUCCUCGAGGAUGAUCUCAAAUCCUGGUACCCCGAGCUUUCUUCCCGCAUCCGCAUCACGCUGGUCGAAGCCCUGCCCUCCGUCCUGCCCAUGUUCAGCAAGGAGCUCAUCAGCUACACCGAGUCCACCUUCAAAGAAUCCAAAAUCGACAUCCUCACCAAGACGAUGGUGAAGGAGAUCAAGGAGAAGAGCGUGGUGCUCCAGAUGCCAGACAAGAGCAUCAAAGAGGUGCCCGUGGGCAUGGUCGUCUGGGCCGGCGGGAACAAGGCGCGGGACGUCACGGUGGACCUGAUGAACAAGCUUCCGCAAGCGCAGGUCAACAAGCGCGGCAUCACCAUCGACGACCACCUCCGCAUGGCCGGCACGGACGGCUCCAUCUUCGCCCUCGGCGACUGCACGGCCUCGUCGUACGCGCCGACCGCCCAGGUCGCCUCCCAGCAAGGCGCGUACGUCGCGCGCAUCUUCGCGCAGCUCGCUAAGCGCGACACCCUCGCGGACCAGCUCGCCGCCGCUCCGGACGGCGCAGCCGCUGGGGCGCUGCAGAAGCAGCUCGCCAAGGCGGAGAAGACGCGCCCGUUCCACUAUUCGCACCAGGGCUCGCUGGCGUACAUCGGCUCGGAAAAGGCCAUCGCGGAUUUGGUGUUCUUCAACCAGAAGAUCGCGAGCGGGGGCGUCGCGACGUAUCUGUUCUGGCGCAGCGCGUACCUCAGCACGCUCUUCUCGCUGCGCAACCGCGUCCUCGUCGCCAAUGACUGGCUCAAGGUCAAGAUCUUCGGCCGUGACCUCGUUCGCGACUGAUCGCGCGUGUCUCGAUUACUUUCGCAUCUCGAAUCGCGCCCAUUAUUUAAGCACAUAAAUAUAUAGACAAGUACAUAUCGGGGGGUCCGCGGCCUGUCUCCCCAUCGCCUCGCCUCGCCUCCCUUCCGCUCGUUUGCUGCCCACCUGGUCCGGCUCGCGUUAUCUCUACCUUUUCUGUUUUUUUUUCUUGCCUUUGCCUUUUUCUUGCGCGUUAUGACCAUCGACAACAUAGACCAUAGAUUCAUAUCUUACGACAACGACGACACGUUAUGCGUUACACAUUACCUACAGGCAGCGCGCGGCUAUGGAGGCGGUAGCAGCAGUGUCUUAUUUUUGUUUUGAUCUU
Molecule: messenger RNA, 2086 nt
Organism: Heterobasidion irregulare TC 32-1
Lineage: Eukaryota; Fungi; Basidiomycota; Agaricomycetes; Russulales; Bondarzewiaceae
Exons: 14
Coding region: 1-1740 (579 amino acids)
Molecular function (GO): NADH dehydrogenase activity
Source: RefSeq, a predicted model, not a curated record